AUGGCGCUGAAGCACCUGUCCAACGCCCUGGCAACCCCCGAUCAGCUUUCCAAUUCCUCCUCUUCAUUAGACGGUGUGCCAUCUGAUCUCGAAACCUCGAUCCGCUGUGCAGGAGCCCAGCUCACACAAUCUGCCGGGGUGCUAUUACACCUAUCCCAAGAUAUCAUCGCCCAGGCAAUCGUCAUAUUUACGCGAUUCUGGCUUGGCGCCGACGGUGGCAGUUUGCGCAUCUACCCAGUAAAGGAUGUCUCCGCCGCAGCUCUCUACUUGACCGCCAAGCUUUCCUUCCAGCCCACUUCCCCUCGCUCCGUGCUCAAUGUAUAUACCUUCCUUCUAUCCAAGGACGCCUCACCCUUGUGGUUUGUGAGGCAAGGUGGCUCUCCUCAAACACCACCCUCCUCUGAAACCUACAUUCUGUCAGAGGGCGGCUACCAGGCCGCACGGCAGGUUCUCCUUAAGAUCGAAUCCGUCAUCCUUCGCACCCUGGGCUUUGACACCCAUGUCGCCCUGCCCCAUACCAUUGCAUUGACAUAUCUCCAAACUCUGGGCUCGUCAAAACCUGCCCUCGCCCAACGGGUGCUGCGGCAUCUCAAUGCCGCCCUGCUUUCGCCGCAACUGCUUUACGUGACCCAUCAGCCCAAUGCACUGGCUGUGGCUGCCAUAUAUCUCGCGUCUCGCGAGGAGGGUGUCAAGCUAGUCGAUAGCGACUGGUGGGAGGUAUUUGAUGUCGACCGCGAAGAGCUUGGCUUUUUGGUUGUGGGCAUGAAAAGUAUGGAAGGGUUUAUGCGAGCUGAACUCAGCCUAUGGAACGACAGGUCUAUUCCGAUGGUUCCAGAUCAAGUCGAUGCCGAGAUGGAGCGUCGCCGAAUGAUGGAGGACGGCGAGUGA
Molecule: messenger RNA, 888 nt
Organism: Penicillium salamii
Lineage: Eukaryota; Fungi; Ascomycota; Eurotiomycetes; Eurotiales; Aspergillaceae
Source: the annotation of a GenBank genome assembly